Monodelphis domestica (gray short-tailed opossum) is the source of this 3202-nucleotide messenger RNA. The record is from RefSeq and is a predicted model, not a curated record. Lineage: Eukaryota; Metazoa; Chordata; Mammalia; Didelphimorphia; Didelphidae.
UAUAUGUAUAUUUAUUAAGCGCCUGCUACAUAGCAGGACAUCAGGCGAGUUGCUUUGAAGAGCACACAAAGAUGGAAAAGAUACAGGUGCUAUCCUCAAAGGAUUUACAAUCUAGAAAGGGAGAUGAAUAUAUAGAUGAACUCCAAUAUAAGGCAAGAGUGUGCUGUGCCAUAAAAGGGGGACAAACUGCCUUCGGGGAAGGUUGAGAGAAGGGAAGAAAAUAAUUUCCAACUUUGGGGACCCAGGCAGGCUUCCUCGAGGCAACAUUUGAGCUGGCCUUUUAAAGAAUGGAAACAGGGGAAGAAAGAACAAUAGAAGUAGAGGUCCAGGAAUGGGAGAGCAUGGGCCACAUUCAGAGAAAGAGGGACAGGACAGUUCAGUUGGACUGGAGCAUAGAUUGGGAAGGAAAGUUAGUGCCAGACCAGAAUACACUUUUAACCUUUAGCAUCGAGUGGAGGAGUUUUGCUUUUUCAUAGACAACACAAAGCUGUGAAAGCUUGAGUGUUAUUGGGACAGGAGAUGGGAAAUUAAUUGGCUGGAUAGCUUGGUAGACUGGAAGCAGAAAGCCUACAUGAAAAAGUAAGCAGGGUUUAGUGGUAGUGGGAAUGGAGAAGUGGAUGGCACAGAGAUAUUUCAUAUAUAAUUGACAGGACUUGACAACUGAUGGAUUGUUAUAGAGGCAGGGGAGUUGAGAGGAUUCAGGUUGUUCCCAUUGUGUCAGCAAAAUAGUUCACAGGAUCUAGAAUCAGAGGGACUUUGGAGAUCACAGCAUCAUUUAUCAACAACAGAGGACCUCAGAGCAGCCAUCUAGUCCAGCCCCUUCUUUUUAUUGAUGAAGAAACUAAGUCCCAGAGAGGAAAGUGAUUCAACCAAGGUCACACAGGAGGUAUGGAACCAGCAAGAAUUCAAUCCCAAGACUGAUUCUAAAACCAUGGCUCUUUUCUUCAGCAAUGAAUGAAGGGCACCUGGACAAGACUGAAGAUGGAUAAGAUCUUCCAAAACAACUGCCCUGGGAAGUGUGUUGCAAACUAGAUAACAGAGAUGACUAAUAGGAUUGCAAAAGGCUCAUUCCUGACUCAGAGCCUUGGCUAGUUCCCCUGCCUGGAGUCUUCUCCCCAAGAAAUCUCACAUAUUUGUGAAGGUUCUCUCAACUCUAUGAACCCAUGUCUGUGACCAUCCCUCCUCUAAAUAUUAGGGAUGAGGGCUCUCAACUAAAGGUGGCAUACAUGAAGGUGGCUCCCUUUCUCAAUGUAUGCAAACACUUUGGGAUUGCAGAAAAGAACCAGGAUUUUUAGAGCUACAUAGAACCUUAAUGAUAAUCUAAAAUAAGACAUUUUACAGCAACACUGCCCAACUCUCCAGAUUAAUGUGGAAAAUAGCAUUUUGCAAAUCUUAACAACUACAGAUUCCCACAUUUUACAGAUGUAGAAAAUGAGGUCCAAAGAGAAGUGACUUGUCCAAGGUCACACAAAUAACAUAUAGCAGGGCAGGGAUUAGAAUCCCAGUCUCUUGACUCCUGGGUCCAAGACUCUUUCCACUAGUGACGUACCAGAUUGUCUCCUCUCCAUAGCCUCAGUUGAAGAGAGGCUACCAUUCUGGGCUUGGGCUCAGACGAUCCCCUUUCCCUGAGCCAAAACACUUGGAUACAUCAGUUACCCUCUCUUCCCGGACCCAUCCUCCAUGCGCACAGACUGAAGGGCAAACUCUUUUAAUGAGUCACACACCAGAGCUGAACAAUAAACCACAGAAAAUGUGGGGUAAGGAGACUUUAGGGGAGGUGCCCCAGGCAGUGUCCUCCUGGAGUAUGGGGCGAGGGGGGGAGGUUGUUCGAUUUUGUUUCUGGGUCGAUAGGGCAAUGAAAGGAGAGGGCACUAGUCCCUUAGACAAAACUCCAUCCUCUCCCCAUCCCUGUCUCCCCUGGAGAGGAAGGCAAAGCCAAGCAGCGGCGGGAGGAAUUGAGAGAAGCCCUCAACCCCUAAUAUGGAUGGUUCCCUCCUUCCACUCCAGGAUCCAGCACCUGAGCAUCCCCUCUGUGUCCGCGUACUAGGCGGAACGCUUUGGCUCUUCCCGACUCCCAGAACACCACCACAGGCCGCCCCCCUCCCCCGCAAGUCGCCGCACUUCCCUCAGCAAUUCGAGCGCCCGAGGCGGGCGAGCGGGUUGGGUUGAGGGAAUGGGAGGCGCAGACGGAACCCGGCGCCUGCGCCAGUGCCUCCCCAGGUUGGAGCCCAGCGGACCAGCCAACCUCCGGGCCGAGCAACCUCAGGGAGUCCGGGGCUCCUCGUCCCGCUCCCGCUGUCUCCUCCGCCCCCGGCGGGCCCGCCAGCACAGGAAAGCGGCAGUCAGGAGGCCAAGGCCGGAGCCAAGGGCGGCCACUGACACCCCCUGGGCGAGGUCCAGGCGGGGUCCCCGCAGCGAGAAGGUGAUGCCCGUGGCAGCCGCUCCGACUAGCGUGGACACGGCGCCGAAAGGGAAGAUGCAGCGGUGCCAGGAGCUGCCAGCUCCGCCAGUGGCCAGUGCCAAGGUGUGCAGGGGUCCCGCGGGGCCCAGGGCAGGGGCUGGGGUCGCCGGGGUCGGGGCCGGGGGCAGCCCUGCCUCGGAGGCCGGCGCGCACGUCGGGGUGCUCAUGGUUCCAGGCGCCGGAAGCUCAGAGAGAGCCGGGUAGGAGGGUGCUGGGCUUGAGAGCUUUCUGGCUUCGGCUCCCUCAGGCUCUGGCUGCUGCCCCAAACCCCUCAGCUGUCUUUUUUUUUUUUUUUCUGGGAACCCAGACGCGGAUUGGAAGAAGGAACCGUGAUGUCACUGGGGGACACUGGGGCCGUUAACCCUUUGGGGAGCCCUCCAACAAAGGCUAGGUAGUAGAAGACGGCUUCAGAAAGAUGCCAUAGCAAAGAUGAAAAACCCUGAGAACGGGUAAGGAGAUGGGGGCUAAAAGGGACCUCAGGACACAAAACAUCUCGCGGGGAAGGGAUCUUGGUCUAGAACAGAGCGCCAGAGCGGGGAAAGGACGUUUGAAGAAUUCUAAGCUCCUCGAUGAUUUAUACUGUGGGUCCUCACUCCAGUUACACAAGUGGCUACUUCUGGAAUUCCAGGUGUGUAUAUGUGGAGGGGGAAGAGAGGAGAGAUGGUGAUGCCAAAAGAAAAGAAGGGCCACUGAAACAUUUUUAAUGUGCACAGAAGAACAGAAGUUUAGAAAAAAACAGAC